This is a messenger RNA of Mercenaria mercenaria, 506 nucleotides long. RefSeq lists its product as uncharacterized. Gene Ontology annotation, molecular function: tumor necrosis factor receptor binding. Gene Ontology annotation, biological process: immune response. NCBI's taxonomy places the organism in Eukaryota, Metazoa, Mollusca, Bivalvia, Venerida, Veneridae. The annotation marks the transcript as partial. Gene Ontology annotation, cellular component: membrane. The record is from RefSeq and is a predicted model, not a curated record. The transcript is spliced from 2 exons.
AAUACUUUCCUCCCAAUCUUGAACAGUUUAACUGUAUACAAACUCUAAGAGAAGAAGUAAAGAUAAAUCUGAAGCAAGUUGAAUUGGAUGCAAAGCCUGUUCGAGGAAAGACAACGAAAGUAUUCUGGGAGUUAACCUCAAACUCAGGGAAUAAAUUAAAAUAUAUACAAGAAGAAGGUUCAAUUUAUAUACAGAAAUCAGGCAAGUACUACAUAUCAUCUCAGCUGACAACAAGAGUUGAAAAUAGCACCAUGGCUUUUAACCAGGAGGACCAGAAAGUUAGGCAUGUUGUGCACUUGAUUCCAUUCAAAAAGGGUACCGAGCGAGUUCUGCUUGAACACGUCAAAUCUAUGUGUGAAAUGACUGGCGAGUAUGCAGACUGGACAAGUAAUAUAGGAGCAGUCUAUCACCUUGAUGACCAUGACAGAAUUUAUGUGACAACAUCUCAUCCCUACAACAUUGUGUCUGGUUCGGGAAGUAAUUUCUUUAGUAUUCACGAAAUAUAG